AUGAGGUGCCUGCUCCCUUCAAGAUGUCAGAGUUACCCUGAAGAAAUCCAUCUUUGUAUCCCCUGCACUUGGAAACCCAAUGGAGAACAUACAGGUGAAUCCACUGUGGCCCCAACAGAACGAAGACUGGCCCAGCAGGCAUCCCGACGUUAUGCGUCUCUCAACCCCCUCUUACCCUUUGAAUCUGCUGAAGAUCUGUUAUUGCUAGAAAGUGACAUUCCCACUGCUGGGAAUCUGGUAAUUGUGCUACUGCAGAAACUGAGGCUUACAGAGGCCGAGAUCACUAAGCCAAAUCCAAACAAUGCGACUGAAUUCAUUCUUUUGGGCAUCACAGAGAACCCAGAGCUGCGGAAAAUGCUCUCUGCUGUGUUUCUAAUCCUGUACGUGUCCACGGUUUUGGGGAACCUACUCAUGGUGGUAACCGUGAUCACAAGUCAGAACCUGAGAUCACCUAUGUAUUUUUUCCUCACUUCCUUGUCCUUCAUGGAUGCCACCUACUGUUCUGUCAUUGCCCCCAAGAUGAUCGUGGACUCCUUCUCCUAGAGAACUACCAUCUCCUUUGAAGGCUGCAUGACCCAACUCUUUGCGGAGCAUUUCUUUGGUGGUGUGGGGGUCAUCCUUCUCGUCGUGAUGGCCUAUGACCGCUACGUGGCCAUCUGUAAGCCCCUGCACUACCCGAGCAUCAACCCUCGGGUGUGCCGCCUGCUGCUGGGAGGCGCCUGCGUGGGGGGGUUUAUCCACGCAGCAAUACAGCUUCUCUUCAUGUAUCAAAUACCCUUCUGUGGUCCCAAUGUCAUCGAUCACUUCAUGUGUGAUUUGUUCCCAUUGCUGAAACUCGCCUGCAUGGACACCCAUGCCCUGGGUCUCUUAGUCAUCCUCAACAGUGGGGUGAUGUGUGUGACCAUCUUCCUUAUCCUCGUGGCCUCCUACGUGGUCAUCCUCUGCUCCCUGAAGUCUUGCAGCUCUGCGGGGCGGCGCAAAGCCCUCUCGACCUGUGGCUCCCACCUCACUGUGGUCGUCUUGUUCUUCGUGCCCUGCAUUUUCCUGUACGUGCGGCCUGUGGCCACUUACCCCCUAGACAAGGCAAUGGCCGUGUCUGAUUCCAUCAUCACGCCCAUGUUAAACCCCCUGAUCUACACCCUGAGGAACGCAGAGGUGAAAAAUGCCAUGGGGAAACUGUGGGGGAAAGGGGGCGGGGCUUUUGUUGGCAGGUGCGUGUCAUGCUAAGAGCAUCAUGUCUCCCAUAAAGAGGAAUUCUUUCAGACACGUGUGAGAAAUAAACUGUCCAUUCUCCACUAGCGGCCAGAGGGGUUUCUUAACAAUAUAAAGCUCUUUAUGAUUUAGGAUUUAAGGACCAUGGAUUUGUUAAAGGAUUAUGAUCUGCUACUGAUUUAGACCCUCCUUGGCUUCCCAUUGCCUUUAGAAACAUCCUGCCUUGUGGUAAAAUUCUC
This is a messenger RNA of Panthera uncia (snow leopard), 1451 nucleotides long. Its product is annotated as olfactory receptor 4C6-like. Lineage: Eukaryota; Metazoa; Chordata; Mammalia; Carnivora; Felidae. Gene Ontology annotation, biological process: G protein-coupled receptor signaling pathway. Gene Ontology annotation, molecular function: G protein-coupled receptor activity; olfactory receptor activity. The record is from RefSeq and is a predicted model, not a curated record. Gene Ontology annotation, cellular component: membrane.